UAUUAUAUUUGUAAUAGUACUCGUCAAUCAAAUCGUCUCAUUUGCAAACGAAAAUGCAGAUUUAUAGUUUUAAUGGGUUAGAUAUUUUGAAAAGGUCUUUUUUAGAGUUGGGAAAAGCUUUGUAAGGAGUUUAACGUAAAUCUGACGGAAGUGUUUUAAAAUGGUCGGGAAAUUUCAUAAGGAGCUGAUAAUUUUAACAAUUUAAUCAUUUUCUUCAAGUGAUCUGAUUCAAUGUUGCACAUUUCCUUUCUUUAUCAUUGUUUGGAUUGUUGGAUUAUUCUGAUCAUUAGGCUACUGACGUUGUGACAGAUGUAGUUUUUAACACAUCAAUACAAGUAGCUGCACCACAAUUAUAAACUAGUAAAUAAAAAAGGAAUGGCAGAGCGUAAGAUCCUUACACGACAUAGCGUGAGUUCUUUGUCUUCAGUUGAAUCGAAAGAUCACAUAUCUUUGCUAGAAAAGAUAAGAAAUAUAUUCAGUCCACCUAGAGUAAACUUACAGAGACGCAUUGAGGAAAAUGAUGUUUUAACGACGGGCAAGAAAACACGUCCGUUCGUAAAGCGUUAUUUGACUUCUGAAGAUAUCGGUAAACCAGAAUAUGGAUGUAAAAAUGGAAACGAACGAUCUUAUGAGGUGCGAAAUAAAACACAAAUUCCCAAAUGGCAAGAAUUUGAUAAAUCGGAAGAUGGUUUAAAUUAUUACGGCGGGCCAAGGCAUGACAAACAAUCCACUUACAUUUGCGAAAAUGAGACGACGAAUCCUAACCGGCCUCUAGUAACACUUGAGAAAACAAACCUUCAUUCAUCAUCGGAUUUACAUAGAAUCCAUUCGGGGAACCCAACACAUUUAUUUCCUUCGUUACUAAAACAUGAUGAAGAAAAUAUUAAGAUAACUGAAAAUAAUGGCGUUGACUCUAUCGAAGAUAUGGACGCAGAUAUAGAAGAUGAAAAGAUCGACAGCCACAAAAUGACAGUUAGAAAUGGCACAAACAAGCUAGUCAUGCUGAGUAAAGACCAUAAUGAUCUGAAAAGAUUGUUUGUGAUAACUAUCAUUCUGUUUGUUUGUGUAAUAAUGGUAUUAUCAGUGGUACUAGUAACAACCAAGUUGACAUAUGAACGUGAUAUGCCUUUUAGUGCUGACGAUAUUAAAGACAUUAUUGACGAACAUUUAUCUUCGUUAAAACAAGUCAGAAAUGACGAAAUUAAACCGAUUGUUGAAUCACAUUUGUCGUCGACAACGGUUAAGCAAAGCAUAAGAACGUCUAUAUAUUGUGUGCCUUGUACAGGUAUUGAUAACACAGUUGCCAAACAUUUUGUGAAAUCCGACGAGGAUGAAUGCUGCAUCAAGGACAUGACCCUGCUUUUAAGAAUGAUCUCGGAAUUAAAUGAUAAGACUACUAAAGAAUGUGCAUCAAAGCUUAACAUUUUAGAGCGAAGUAAGUAUUGAGCCUUGUCACAUUUUUAUUGAAUUUAU
This is a messenger RNA of Ruditapes philippinarum (Manila clam), 1473 nucleotides long. RefSeq lists its product as uncharacterized. The transcript has 3 exons. The record is from RefSeq and is a predicted model, not a curated record. Bases 376 to 1446 code for a protein of 356 amino acids. Lineage: Eukaryota; Metazoa; Mollusca; Bivalvia; Venerida; Veneridae.